UGUUAACGUUAAUAUAUAUAUUUGUUAAAUUUCAGAAUCUUGUUGUGUUACAAUGGUCUACUUUACCUGUGGGGACUGUGGAGAACAGAUCAAGAAACCGAGCGUGGAGAAACAUUAUCAACAGAAAUGUAGAAACUGCAACCUCCUCACAUGUAUAGACUGUCUUAAGGAUUUCUAUGGGGAUGAAUAUAAGGCGCACAACCAGUGCAUGACAGAGGAUCAGAGGUACAGUAAAGAGGGAAGGAAUGGAUAUGAUCCAACUAUAGGCAGCAAAGGAGAAAUGAAGCAGUUGGCCUGGAUUGGUAAACUCCGAGGACUGCUUGAAUCUACUGAAAAUAUUGACAAGGAUGUGAGAGGCAUUGUUGAUACUAUUCUUAAUCAUGAAAAUGUGCCUAGGAAGCGACCUAAGUUCGUAAAUUUUGUCAAGAAUAUUAUGCGGAACAAGGCCUCCGUGACCAGCAUUGAUAAAACAUGGGAUCUCUUCUCACAAGCAUUGAAGCCAAGUGCUGAAGAAGAAACCAAGAUGGAGAAUUCCCAGACGGAAUCAAAAAUGGAGGUCGAAGAGACAAAACCCGGGAAAAAGGAAAAGAAAAAGAAGAAGAAGAAAGAUGCUGACGAGGAUCCUACCCCCACACCUGAACCUGAACUUGUAGAAGAAUCUAGGAAAUCGAAGAAAAAGAAGAAGAAAGAGAAACAUCUGGAAGAACCUGAACCUACUCCUCAGCCUAAAUCUAAGAAGAAGAAGGAAAGUAACAAGGAGAACACGGAGGACCAGAAGGACCAGGUGGAGGAGGAGAAUAAGACAAACAAGAGAAAACUGGACGAAUCAAUGGAAGUAGAUGAACCUAGUUCUAAGAAAACUAAAUUUGAUUGGGAUGAAACUAUAUCUAGUCUGCUUAGCAAGGGAGAGGAAAUAAAACUAAACAAGCUGAAGAAAAAGUGUGUCUCUGAAUUCUUCGCUCAGCACGAGGGGACGCAUAAAACUGCGGAGGAGGUUGGCGCCAAGUUUGACAAGAAGAUCAAGAAGAAGAAAUACAGGAUUCUCAAGGAUAAAGUCAAGCUGAUUCCAGACGAGCAGGAGGAGGAGGAGAAGCAUGAACAAGAGCAACCUCGUCCUGAUCAAUCCAAGGAUAAACUGUCCUUCAACAAGUGGGAGGCGACCAACCUUGGUAAUGAUGCACAGACUGAGAAAUUCCGUCGAUUGAUGGGGAUUAAGACGGAUAAACCUCCCCAGGCGAUCGCAACUGAGAAGCGAGAUGACCGGCGGAUAUUUAAAGACCUGGAGGAUGGUUUUGAACGCGCUAGACAAACCCAUUUCAAGGCUAAAGGGCUUGGUCUGGGUUUUUCUUGAACUUGUACCUUGCAACCUUUCUCAGCAUUUUUUUUAUAAAUUUUUGAUGAAAUAAAAAGAGAAAUUGUUC
Molecule: messenger RNA, 1421 nt
Organism: Eurytemora carolleeae
Lineage: Eukaryota; Metazoa; Arthropoda; Copepoda; Calanoida; Temoridae
Product: cell growth-regulating nucleolar protein
Exons: 10
Coding region: 53-1351 (432 amino acids)
Biological process (GO): negative regulation of transcription by RNA polymerase II; rRNA processing
Cellular component (GO): nucleolus
Molecular function (GO): DNA binding
Source: RefSeq, a predicted model, not a curated record